Molecule: messenger RNA, 4221 nt
Organism: Zonotrichia leucophrys gambelii
Lineage: Eukaryota; Metazoa; Chordata; Aves; Passeriformes; Passerellidae
Gene: KCTD15
Product: potassium channel tetramerization domain containing 15
Exons: 5
Coding region: 275-1060 (261 amino acids)
Biological process (GO): protein homooligomerization
Molecular function (GO): protein binding
Source: RefSeq, a predicted model, not a curated record
CCGGGGAGCAGCGGCGGAGGGGUGUUUUUUUAAAGCUACAGGAGCCGUUUGCGGCCGCCCCGCUUUGGUAGCGCCGCGCGUGUGUGUGUGUGUGUCUGUGCGUGUGUGUGUGCGUGCGUGUGUAUGUUUUGUUUUGCUCCGCUCCAGCAUGGGCAGCGCCGGCGGAGCCCCGCGGCCCGGGGUGCCCGCGCUCCCGCUGCCCCCCCGGCCCCGGCUCUGAAGACGGCCAAGCCCCAGCGCGGCGGAGGCAGCGCGGCUCGCUCUGCGCUUUCGCAUGGAGGGAAGAAGCAUGUCCCGUCUGUCUCUGACACGCUCCCCGGUUUCUCCUCUGGCUGCUCAAGGAAUUCCUCUCCCAGCUCAACUCACCAAGUCCAACGCUCCCGUGCACAUCGAUGUAGGAGGACACAUGUACACCAGCAGCCUGGCCACCCUCACCAAGUACCCAGACUCCAGAAUAAGUCGUCUGUUUAAUGGCACAGAGCCCAUUGUCCUGGACAGUUUAAAGCAGCAUUAUUUCAUUGAUCGAGAUGGGGAGAUUUUCAGAUAUAUAUUAAGCUUCCUAAGGACAUCUAAGCUACUGCUCCCAGAUGACUUUAAGGACUUUAAUCUUUUAUAUGAAGAAGCAAAGUAUUACCAGCUGCAGCCAAUGAUUAAGGAACUUGAGCGGUGGAAACAAGAGAAAGAACAAAGGAAACACUUCCAGCCUUGUGACUGCUUGGUUGUGAGAGUGACUCCGGAUCUGGGGGAGAGGAUUGCACUGAGCGGGGAGAAGGCUUUGAUAGAGGAGAUCUUCCCGGAGACGGGGGAUGUCAUGUGCAACUCGGUGAACGCGGGCUGGAACCAGGACCCCACCCACGUUAUCAGGUUUCCCUUGAACGGAUACUGCCGGCUCAACUCCGUGCAGGUGCUCGAAAGGUUAUUUCAGAAGGGAUUUAACGUGGCAGCUUCCUGUGGUGGUGGGGUGGAUUCCUCCCAGUUCAGCGAGUACGUGCUGUGCCGCGAGGACAGACGACCACAGCCCACCCCAACAAUCAGAAUAAAACAGGAGCCCCUGGACUAGAACCCUCCCCGUGCCCCUUUGUAACCGUAGAAGUGUUUAAUAGUCCCUUAUGUGAAACACUAAGGAUUUGCAAAACAGUAUUAGCAAACAGAUUUGGACUUUCUGUUGCCCAUCAGUGGUACUCUGAAACUACCUGUCACACGGCCAGCCAUGGAACGCGUCUGGAAAUCCAUUGCCUGUCGCUCAUGGUGGAGCUCCUGAGCACACGGACUUGGGGCUGACCAGCAGCGCCGUGGAACAGGCAAAGCUUUGGAAACCCUGGCCCUGGCCUGGACUUCUGCAGCAAGAGCCAUGGAAGCAGUGGAAGGGACCAGCAGGAGCCGGGGGACAGCCGGAGCUGCGGGGACGGGGGCGUCUGGGGGAGGAAGAACCCCAAAAACUGCACUGAAAACCUUCCCUGACCUUGCCCCUCCUCCAUAUCAGUCCCCUGGUGAUUGUACUCACCCACACGAGCAAAUGGCUUAUUUUUAUACUACAUUUCCAGCUGAGGUCUCUCUCUGUGAACAGGAUCCAGAACCAGAAAAGGACUGAUUCAUAGUCACUGGUGCUCAGUACUUAACCCCCCACAAACCAAACAAAACAAGUGACAAGAAAUUAGACAGGCCCACUUAUGGCAAUAUUUGCAACAGUAGGGAUCUGGAAGCACAAACUAAAAUGCCAUCCACCAUCACACGAGGGUCACAUACCCCACGAGGAGCCGUAGCUCUUUCAAAGCCAAUCUUGUUUUGACACAGCAGCUGUUUAGUUUUGCAUCAUCAAAGAAGUGUGGUUCUACCAAACAAGCCACCCCUUGUUAAUCAUUUACUGACCAUGUUAGAAGCCCACAUUUAGCAGGAAAGUUGAAGAAUUUUAGACAAGCCCACUCUUCAUGGGUCUGGAAUUCUUGCAAAGAGUUGUUAAAACCCUGUAUUGCCAUUGCCAGAUGAAAGCAGGACGUCGUCGGGUUAAAUUGUUUUAUGAUUUUAAAUUAUUAUUAAAAUUUGAAUUCUGUAGCUGCCCUCUACCUGUGUAGCUUUCUCUGUAACCAAGUCAGGGGUCUGUCUGCAGGAGGGUCCUGCUUCUGCCAGGACUUGGCACUGACUCACAGGGCUUUCUAACUCAGGAGACAGCACCGUGUUUGCAGGUGCAAGGCUAUAAAUAGCAUUCUGCUAAAUCCUGUUUAUUGCUCUUCAGCAUGAUUGGGUCCUCAAUCACUAAUUCAUGUGUUAAUCACAAUUUAGUUUCUCCCACAAUAAUUUAUAGAAUACUGUUGUAGAUGAUGAAUUUUAAUUAAAGUCUUUUUAGAUGCAUAAAUACGGCCGUAUGGAACAAGGGACAGAGUAUUAAGUGGUCAACAGUUCUUAAUGCAAAUUGAUUGCAAUCAGCAAAAUUUAAAAGUCAUGUUUAAGACUAGUAUUUUCAAAAGCAAUGAGCUGUACUGACUAUCCAAGGUAAAAUCUAGGCAGGGGUCUAAUUUUUGGAAAAGGGCUGGAUACCUGUCCAUGGAAAAUCAGACCUCUGCAGGUUUUCUCACCUUGGUGACCCAACCCAGAAAUCUCUAAUGGCAAUCCUGGCCGGUUGGCCUGCUACCUUAGCAGAACGGUUGAGCAAAUCUGUCUACUUUAAGAGUUGUAAAGUUAUUUUAUUUUGUGGUUUUAUACUUGUACGACAUUCUAAAGUUGCUAGGCAUUGCCAUAUUUGAAUAUAUGGCACAACAUUCACCUUUGUAUGUAAGAUAUCUGUAGAAUUGUAUAUUAUACAUUUAAUAUUGUAAAGAACUUAACGUAUAAUUGUCAUGUAUUUGUGUAUGCACAUUUCUUAUACAGUACUUCAUGCCAUAAACAUUUCUGUAAAGUAAAUGAACAAAAACAAGCACGUAGGGUGGAACACUCACUGUAUCUCCCAUGUUGUUUGAAAGAGGUGAGAAUUUUUGAUUGCGUCUUCUCCAGCCCUUUGCUCCAUUCAGCUUGAUGUAGCCAUGUCUUACAAAAAGAUAGAAGUGUUUUAUUUAUUACUUUCAUACCUUUAAGUCCAAAGUAUCCCUCAAUAGUCCAUUCAGGUUCUUGUUUUUAUCCUGUAUCCACUCCUGCCCUGCCCUCUGGCACGGGGUGAGCUGAGCACUCGUGGCAGCACACCUUGUCCAGCUCUUACCUCUCAGCCAGGGAAUAAAGGUGAUUUCCAUCCCAGGGGAACCCUGCCCCUGGUGCUCUCCCCAGGCAGCUCUGGGAGUGCAGACUGGGAUGGUGCUUUCACACAUCUGUGGAACGUUGGAACUAUUUGUGGUUGCUUGGUUGGGUGCGUGGUUGGGCGGGUUUUCCUCAGUUUGGUGUUUACUGUAUUUUUUUAUGGCUCAAUAAAGCAGCUCCCAUAGUUGGGGCAGCUUUGCUGAGGUGGCAUUGGAAAGGAUUCCAGGCUGCACCAGCCGAGUUAAAUGUGAACUUGAGAUGGAAAGUUUAAACCAUGACAUCACAGCAUUGACUGCAAAACAGCACAAAGGCUAGGAAGACAUGUGGAAACAAUCACUUUCUUAGGAAAAAAAUGCCUUUAAAAAAAAAAGUUAAGCUAGGACAUGUUCUUUUAGUUAGUAACUUCAGGUCACUUAUUUAAAGAUUAUUACAGUUUCAUUUAUAUAUUUUUUACUUAUUUCCCUAUAUUUUUAGGCAUCAAUAUCAGCAAAAAAACUGAUUUGAAUAUCUACUUCUGGCCUUAAACCACAGCAACAUAACUUAACAAAGAACAUUGCUCAGCAUCACUAGGAUGUUUUAAAGCACCACAGAGGCCUGGCGAAGCUGUGGUGUGCAAAGGCCAUGAAGCAAAGCACAAAGCACAGCCUGGUUCUUCACCUGAUCCCAUGGAGCAAAACUGCUCUGAUCCUCUGUUGCUGAGCACUGGCCCCGUGUCAGGCACGAGGCUUUGAGCACUUGUGUCCAGGCUGUCCCAGCCCCAGUGCAGACAGAAAGGGAGGGAGAAUGUUCUGUUGUGCUUUCGGGCUCCUCGCUCGAGACAGCCACUGCUGAGAGCAUCCAUUCUCUGCACUGAUGGCACCGAGGUUUGCUGACAACUUUAUUAGAUGUUUCACAAAGGAUAAGAAUCAGCACAACAAAACAUUGAAGUAUUUGGUUUUAAUAUUUGUUUGUGGGUAUUCUGUUAAUAUUUUAAUGCAAAAUGUUUCUGACCAGUGC